UUCGCUUCAUUCCACCCGCAACUGCUUGAACACGACCACCGCCGCCAUGUUGGCCCUCAAGCUCCUCGCCGCGUUCGCGCUCCCACUCGUCUCCGCCCUGAAAUUCGACAUCAAAGCAGAUCACACGGGAGAGUCAAUCAUGAAGGAACGAUGCAUACGCAAUUUCGCCGCGAAAGAACAGCUGGUCGUCGUCACGAUCAAGACGAGUGGUCAAAGAGGCGACGGACAGACUUUGCACGUACACAUCCGAGACACCGUCGGCAACGACUACGCCCGUCCCCGUGACGUCGCCGGCGAGUCGCGCCACGCCUUCACCUCGCACGCCGACGCACCCUUCGACGUCUGCUUCGAGAACAUCCUCACAUCGCAACACCCCGUGAUCGAACCGCACCGCAGCGUGGAGCUAGACGUGGACAUUGGCGCCGACGCGAAGGACUGGUCGGCGGACGCGGCGGGCGAGAAGCUGAAACCCGUGGAAGCGGAGCUGCGGAAGAUUUCCGAGCAGGCGAAAGAAGUGGUGGAUGCGAUGGAGUACUUGCGCAGUCGAGAGAUGAAGCUGAGAGAUACGAAUGAGAGCACGAAUGAGCGGGUCAAGUGGUUUGCGUUGAGCACUAUGGGCAUGUUGGUCGCGUUGGGCGUGUGGCAGAUUGUCUAUCUGAGGGCAUACUUCAGGAGCAAGCAUUUGAUCUAGGCGCUUUGGGAGGAGGAUUGGCAUUCGCAGUGGGUGGAGUUGACGGCUGUACGAAAGAGCAUG
Zymoseptoria tritici IPO323 is the source of this 754-nucleotide messenger RNA. RefSeq lists its product as uncharacterized. Gene Ontology annotation, cellular component: Golgi apparatus; endoplasmic reticulum-Golgi intermediate compartment; endoplasmic reticulum. The transcript is spliced from 2 exons. Gene Ontology annotation, biological process: intracellular protein transport; endoplasmic reticulum to Golgi vesicle-mediated transport; Golgi organization. Bases 47 to 691 code for a protein of 214 amino acids. The record is from RefSeq and is a predicted model, not a curated record. NCBI's taxonomy places the organism in Eukaryota, Fungi, Ascomycota, Dothideomycetes, Mycosphaerellales, Mycosphaerellaceae.